GGCCGCGGCCCCGGAAGAGCUCCUAUGGAGCGGGGUUUCCUUGCCUUAUGCAAGGCAAUGGCGCCGCUGUUGGAGUACGAGAGGCAGCUGGUGCUGGAAUUGCUCGACAGCGACGGGCUGGUGGUGUGCGCCCGCGGGCUCGGCGCCGACCGGCUCCUCUACCAUUUCCUGCGGCUGCACUGUCACCCGGCCUGCCUGGUGCUGGUGCUCAACACGCAGCCGGCCGAGGAGGAAUACUUCAUCAAUCAGUUGAAGAUAGAAGGAGUUGAACACCUCCCUCGACGUGUGACAAAUGAAAUCACAAGUAACAGUCGUUAUGAAGUGUACACAGAAGGUGGUAUUAUAUUCGCAACAAGUCGAAUACUUGUGGUUGAUUUCUUGACUGAUAGAAUACCUUCAGAUUUAAUAACUGGCAUCCUCGUGUACAGAGCACACAGGAUCAUCGAGUCCUGCCAAGAAGCCUUCAUCCUGCGUCUCUUCCGCCAGAAGAACAAGCGUGGCUUCAUCAAAGCUUUCACAGACAAUGCUGUUGCUUUUGACACUGGUUUUUGUCAUGUGGAAAGAGUGAUGAGGAACCUUUUUGUGAGGAAGUUGUACCUGUGGCCAAGGUUCCAUGUAGCAGUCAACUCGUUCUUAGAACAACACAAGCCUGAAGUCGUAGAGAUUCACGUGUCCAUGACUCCCGCCAUGCUUUCCAUUCAAACAGCCAUACUAGACAUCUUAAAUGCGUGUCUGAAGGAACUGAAAUGCCACAACCCGUCACUAGAAGUGGAAGACUUGUCAUUAGAAAAUGCUCUUGGGAAGCCAUUUGACAAGACAAUCCGCCAUUACUUGGACCCUUUAUGGCACCAGCUUGGAGCCAAGACUAAAUCCUUGGUGCAGGAUCUGAAGAUACUGAGGACCUUGCUGCAGUACCUCUCUCAGUAUGACUGUGUCACAUUCCUGAAUCUUCUGGACUCUCUGAGAGCAACAGAGAAGGCGUUUGGUCAGAAUUCAGGUUGGCUUUUCCUGGAUGCUAGCACCUCCAUGUUCGUGAAUGCUCGUGCACGAGUUUAUCGUGUUCCAGAUGCCAGACUGAACAAAAAGGUCAAAAUGUCUGAAAAGGUGUCGAGUGCAGAAGGGCAAGAAACGAAAAAGGAGCUGGUCCUAGAAAGCAACCCCAAGUGGGAAGCGUUAAGUGAAGUCCUGAAAGAAAUCGAAGCGGAGAACAAGGAGAGCGAAGCCCUUGGUGGCCCAGGCCAGGUGCUGAUCUGUGCAAGCGAUGAGCGCACAUGCUGCCAGCUAAGGGACUACCUGGCCAUGGGAGCAGGCGCCUUCUUGCUGCGGCUGUACAGGAAAACCUUUGAGAAGGACAGCAAAGCCGAAGAAGUGUGGGUGAAUUUUAGGAAGGGGGAUGGCCCAAAGAGAACUAUGAAAUCUGACAAGAGACCCAAAGACGCUCAAAACAAAGAGCGCAUCUGCACCAAAAAAGGGGCCCCCAAAAGGAAGAAGCGAGAGCUGACUCUGACGCAAGUGAUGGGGGCUGCUGAGGAACCGCCAGAGGAUGGGGCUGCGGAGGAGGGCCGGUACAGACAAGCCACCAGUAGCUUAGAAGGCUGCUGGCAAGAGAUUGAGCACGAAGCUUUCGAUUUAAAUUUGUCAUCUGAUGCGGCCUAUGGCAUCCUGAAAGAGCCCCUGACCAUCAUCCAUCCGCUUCUGGGGUGCAGCGACCCCUAUGCCCUGACGCGGGUACUGCACGAGGUGGAGCCCAGAUACGUGGUUCUGUAUGAUGCAGAGCUCACCUUUGUUAGGCAGUUGGAGAUCUACAGGGCCAGCAGGCCAGGAAAACCGCUGAGGGUUUACUUUCUUAUAUAUGGAGGCUCCACAGAAGAACAGCGCUACCUGACCGCUCUGCGGAAAGAAAAGGAGGCAUUUGAAAAGCUCAUAAGGGAAAAGGCUAGCAUGGUUGUUCCCGAAGAACGAGAAGGCAGAGAUGAAACCAACCUGGACUUAGCAAGAGGCACAAUGUCCACAGACGCUCCCACUGACACUCGAAAAGCCGGUGGCCAGGAGCAUAAUGGCACACAGCCCAGUAUUGUGGUGGACAUGCGUGAGUUUCGGAGUGAGCUGCCGUCCCUGAUCCAUCGGAGGGGCAUCGACAUUGAGCCAGUGACGCUGGAGGUGGGCGAUUACAUCCUGACACCCGAGCUGUGCGUGGAACGCAAAAGCGUGAGCGACCUCAUUGGCUCGCUUCACAGCGGCCGCCUGUACAGCCAGUGCCUAGCCAUGUCACGCUACUACCGGCGGCCAGUGCUGCUCAUCGAGUUUGAUGCGGGCAAGCCCUUCUCCCUGGUGCCACGCGGUGCCUUCUUCCAGGAUAUGAGUAGCAGCGAUGUGAGCUCCAAGCUCACACUCCUCACCCUGCACUUCCCACGCUUGCGGCUGCUCUGGUGCCCCUCGCCUCAUGCCACAGCGGAGCUGUUCGAGGAGCUGAAGCACAACAAGCCUCAGCCUGAUGCGGCCACGGCCAUGGCCAUCACUGCAGACUCGGAAACGCUGCCUGAGUCAGACAAGUAUAACCCCGGGCCCCAAGACUUCGUGUUAAAGAUGCCUGGGAUCAACGCCAAGAACUGUCGCUCUCUGAUGAAUCAAGUGAAGAACAUCGCAGAGCUGGUCUCCUUGUCCCAGGAGCGGCUCACAAGCAUCCUGGGGCAUGCCGGAAACGCCAAGCAGCUGCAUGACUUCCUCCACACUGCCUAUGUAGACGUGGUGUCUGGAGGCAGAGUGAGAAAGUGACCGCAUUCAGAUUGCUGUUCAUUAAUCACUGCAUAGCAGUUCAUUCUUCCCCAGGGCUUUUGGGAUGAGCACUCUAUCCCCCAUGAUUUCCCCCAGAGCUCUGGGCUGAGAUGUGCCCUUACCUCCCCCUGCUGGUUCUCGCUCCCUGUGCCCUGUCUAUGCUAGGUUUGCAGUGUUCCAUUUUAAAUAAAGUGUGGUGGGAUUAUGCCACGUGAAGCAGGCAGAGCCAAUGUUUGCUACUCAGGCUGGUCAAAAAUAUUACACUGUGUUCCUAGCACUGUCUACACAGGGUAUGGUAGAGCUGAGACAGGGCUGCUGUUCCUAACAUUCUCUCCAGCCAUGUUUAGCUUCUUCACCUCCCACUCACAGGGACAAGCCAGCCCACUAGUCUCCUAGUCAUCACGUAUAUGUAGCAUGUACUAUGAUUUGGUUGUUUAAACCAGUGCUUUGGCAAAAAUUGUUUGUUGACAAGAUUUAAUGAGGUCAUGAAGGACUCCCCAGAAUUCUUGGUUUUCUCAGUGUUUGACCUCCAAAUUCCUAUUCUAAGCCCAAAUCACAUCAAAGAAUCUUCAGACCUCCUCCCACCCCACAUGUCACUGACAUCAUUCACACGUCAGUGACGCCAGCGUCAUACCAGAAGUGCACCAUCCCUGUCGUGCCCACACUCCUGUGCUGACUGGCUCUCCUGCCUAAAUGAGGACCAGACGAGAUCGAAGGAGGCCUAGGUGUUUUCUAGAUGUAGUUUUUUCUCCUUCACAUUAAACGAUUGUAGAUAAAUGGGAGAUCAGUGCAGAGAAUGCAUAAUUCAAAAGAAAUACAUAGAUAUUUAAGACCCACAAACCAAUCUAAAUGGUUGAUUUCUAUUGGAUUUUCUGUGCUAACACGGAAUUCACAACAUCUUCAUGCCAUUUGCAAACUGUGAUACUUAAGUACUAGCUGUUCAGGUGUUCAGUAAUAAGCAGUAAAUUUUCUACCUCAAGAGCUGAUGCCACACCACAUAACUUUCCUCAGUGUCAGCAUCUUGUGGUUUGUCAUGUUAAACUGAUUAAAAAGUGGACCUUGUAGCAAAAAUACUGUCUUCUCUGACUUUAUCAAAAGCACUUUGAACUGAGCUUUCCUGUUGACGUCAUGAUUUAUUGGUACUUAAGAGUACAGUUGUCCCUCAGUGUCCAUGGGCAAUUGCUUUCAGGAUCCUCUGAUGUUGCAAAGUCUGAGUGCUGCAGUCCUCCUUAUAACCUCUGCCUCCUGUGAACUUCAGGCCACCUCUAGGUGGCUUACAGCAACUGAUGCAGGACAGGUGGUGUUGCCCUAGGGGUAACGAUAAGAGUCUGCAUGUUUAGUAGAGAUGCAUUUGUUUCCUGUAUUUCCAAUCCUUGGUUGGUUAAAUCGGAGGAUGUAGAGGACAGCUCAGGAGGAUCUGUCAUCCUGUCCAGGGCCCUGAAUGAAUUUAGAGUAUCAAGACCCAGUCGAUUAUUGGAGCUUUCUGUUAUGUGGUGUGGAAAAUAGGGAGGAGUUAGAAAGUUGUUAGCUUAAGGUGGAAAAGGAAUCUGAGCUACUUGCUUCAUCCCAGGGAUAAAAAUGUGUUUGCCUUCUGGACCAGGACAGAAUGCCUGGUGAUGCACACACCCGAGUGUUCACUGUGGCUCCCACCUCCUUGACAUGGGUGCAUGGUCACUUCUACUCCUGGUGCAGUCUCUUUGUGUAACUCCACCCCUUUCUGUUGUUUGUCCCAUAAAACAAAAAUUGUAACAUAGCACAUGCUAUGAUGGGUGUUUCAUUCAGAAUUAAAUUUUCAAAGCCACCAUUUAAUGUCUUUAACACACUGACUUCCAGUGUCCCUCAGUUCCCCAUGUCAGCUGUCCACUGUGGCACGUGUGGGAAUAAGCAGCCACAGCCUGCAGUGGGCAUGAAGGUCUGAGGGUUUCUGUUGUCCUGGAUGAAGAGACUCACCACCUUUCCUGACUGUAUCACCUGUUUCCAGGUGUGGAACCCUUUCAGUACAUCCAUCAGUUGUUUGGUUUUUCUCAGGGUUUAUUUUUUUUUAGAAUCUUUGCUAAAGGAACAGGAAGCUGCAAAGAGAAAGUCUGUUUCCCAGCAGCAUUUUGCUGCCUUUGACUUUCUUGUUGUUCAAAAUCAUAGUUACCCAGUUUACGGAUGAGCUACUGAGUAGCUCUUAAAAGACCUUCAAAAGCUAGGUCAGCAUCAUGGUUACAAGCUGUUUAUAUAAAGCCUUGCACCUAAAAAUUAUGAAGAAUUACCUUUGAGUUUACUUGCUUAAAUCCUAGUACCUCUCUUGGUGUCUUAUUAAAAUAAUAUGAGCAGAUAUCCUACUUAAUAAUAGCCAUCAAGCAAAACAUGGUGGCACACAGCCCUAAUCCCAGCUCUUGGGGCAGCAGAGGCAGGUGGAUCUCAAAUAACAAAAAGUGGUGACCAUCAAUACUGUCCUCAAGUAGUGACUGUCCCUUUGGUGAACGAUCACCAGACUGUAGGUCUGCAGAUGUCUGAGUGCUUCAUGGUGCCUUCCUAGUUCACAAGGAACUGGAAAUGAUCUCAUCCCGCCCCAUCACGUCUGGGAAGUAUUGAGUGAGAUGCAGGGACCAGAAGGAAGGAGGCUUGACUCCGGCCUUUUUGUUUUCCCAGCAGAAUUUGAUUUCAUGUUGCCUUGGAGAACAUCUCAAGAGGGGUGUGUGUGUGUUUUGUGUGUGUGUGUGUGUGUGUGUGUGUGUGUGUGUGUGUGUGUUCAGCUUCUUCCUCAGCUUCAUGGACAAAAAAAAGGUUUUCAUUAUACAGAAUUGAUGGUUAAAGUGGGUUUGCUCUGAAUUGCUGCUUCUGUCUGGUGCCCAGUAAUCCACAUUCUAGGUCAUCAACACACUAACCUCAGUUGUUCCCUUCUUCACAGGCUGCAACAUCUUAUGAAAGGAGGUGGAGAAGAAAAACUCUUGUCCUCUUGUCCUCUGGAAAUACCAAUUUGUUGAAAACAAGUGUGUGGCGUCUGGGGCAUCCAAACAGAGUCACCUCCUGUAUUUUUACUCAUUUUAACUCAAAAGUUGGAAGUGAUAAAUUGUUCUUUUGAUAGCAAUGGGAUUUAUGAUUUCUUAAACAAGUUUAAUUAUAGAUUGAAUUGGGUCACCAGUGUGGUGUCCUGGUCUCUGCCUCUGCUUUGACUGUCCUUGCAUAGCCCUUUCUAAUGUAUGGAGACUGGCUCUCUUUUGAUGCUUUACCCUUUGAAUAAACACUGGCAAACUGCUGAACCUUUUCUUUCUGA
Messenger RNA from Onychomys torridus (southern grasshopper mouse), 6040 nucleotides. RefSeq names its product ERCC excision repair 4, endonuclease catalytic subunit (gene Ercc4). Gene Ontology annotation, cellular component: nucleotide-excision repair factor 1 complex. The record is from RefSeq and is a predicted model, not a curated record. Lineage: Eukaryota; Metazoa; Chordata; Mammalia; Rodentia; Cricetidae. The transcript has 11 exons. Gene Ontology annotation, biological process: resolution of meiotic recombination intermediates; double-strand break repair via homologous recombination; nucleotide-excision repair involved in interstrand cross-link repair. Gene Ontology annotation, molecular function: single-stranded DNA endonuclease activity; single-stranded DNA binding; damaged DNA binding. Bases 25 to 2775 code for a protein of 916 amino acids.